AUGGCGCUGCUCCGCGUCCUCUGCCUCCUCGCCGCCCUCAGACGGAGCCUGGGCACGGACACGGAGGAGCGGUUGGUCGAGUAUCUGCUGGACCCCGCACGCUACAACAAGCUGAUCCGGCCGGCGACCAACGGUUCCGAACUGGUGACCGUGCAGCUGAUGGUGUCUUUGGCGCAGCUCAUCAGUGUGCACGAGCGGGAGCAGAUCAUGACCACCAACGUCUGGCUGACCCAGGAGUGGGAGGACUACCGCCUCACCUGGAAGCCGGAGGACUUUGACAACAUGAAGAAGGUCCGCCUGCCCUCCAAGCACAUCUGGUUGCCCGACGUGGUGCUCUACAACAACGCUGACGGGAUGUACGAGGUCUCCUUCUACUCCAACGCGGUGAUCUCCUACGACGGCAGCAUCUUCUGGCUGCCGCCGGCCAUCUACAAGAGCGCGUGCAAGAUCGAGGUGAAGCAUUUCCCCUUCGACCAGCAGAACUGCACCAUGAAGUUCCGCUCCUGGACCUACGACCGCACCGAGAUCGACCUGGUGCUGAAGAGCGAGGUGGCCAGCCUGGAUGACUUCACACCCAGCGGCGAGUGGGACAUCGUGGCGCUGCCGGGACGGCGCAACGAGAACCCCGACGACUCCACCUACGUGGAUAUCACCUACGACUUCAUCAUCCGGCGCAAGCCGCUCUUCUACACCAUCAACCUCAUCAUCCCCUGCAUCCUCAUCACCUCCCUGGCCAUCCUCGUCUUCUACCUGCCAUCCGACUGCGGCGAGAAGAUGACGCUCUGCAUCUCCGUCCUGCUCGCCCUCACCGUCUUCCUGCUGCUCAUCUCCAAGAUCGUGCCGCCCACCUCGCUGGACGUGCCGCUGGUGGGCAAGUACCUCAUGUUCACCAUGGUGCUGGUGACCUUCUCCAUCGUCACUAGCGUCUGCGUCCUCAACGUGCACCACCGCUCGCCCACCACGCACACCAUGCCGCCCUGGGUCCGUACCCUCUUCCUCCACAAGCUCCCGGCGCUGCUCUUCAUGAAGCAGCCGCGGCAGAACUGCGCACGCCAGCGCCUGCGCCAGCGCCGCCACACCCAGGAGCACGCCACCACCGCCACCCUCUUCCUCCGGACCGGCGCCCGCGCCUGCACCUGCUACGCCAACCCCGGCGCUGCCAAGGCCGAGGGGCUCAACGGCUACCGGGAGCGGCAGGGGCAGGCGCCGGCCCCUGCGGCCGGCUGCGCUUGCGGGCUGGAGGAGGCGGUGGACGGCGUGCGCUUCAUCGCCGACCACAUGCGCAGCGAGGACGACGACCAGAGCGUGAGCGAGGACUGGAAGUACGUGGCCAUGGUCAUCGACCGCCUCUUCUUGUGGAUCUUCGUCUUCGUCUGCGUCUUCGGCACCGUCGGCAUGUUCCUCCAGCCCCUCUUCCAGAACUACGCCACCAACUCCCUGCUGCAGCUCGGCCAGGGCACCCCCACCUCCAAAUAGUGCCCGGGCAGCCGCCCACCCUCGCCGGCCCCAGGGACA
Messenger RNA from Gavia stellata (red-throated loon), 1515 nucleotides. RefSeq names its product cholinergic receptor nicotinic beta 2 subunit (gene CHRNB2). NCBI's taxonomy places the organism in Eukaryota, Metazoa, Chordata, Aves, Gaviiformes, Gaviidae. Gene Ontology annotation, cellular component: synapse; neuron projection; postsynaptic membrane. Gene Ontology annotation, molecular function: acetylcholine-gated monoatomic cation-selective channel activity; transmembrane signaling receptor activity. The record is from RefSeq and is a predicted model, not a curated record. Gene Ontology annotation, biological process: monoatomic ion transmembrane transport; chemical synaptic transmission; nervous system process. The transcript has 6 exons. The coding region runs from base 1 to 1476 and encodes 491 amino acids.